This is a messenger RNA of Drosophila novamexicana, 2822 nucleotides long. Its product is annotated as kelch-like protein 5. The record is from RefSeq and is a predicted model, not a curated record. NCBI's taxonomy places the organism in Eukaryota, Metazoa, Arthropoda, Insecta, Diptera, Drosophilidae. Gene Ontology annotation, molecular function: protein binding. The transcript is spliced from 7 exons. The coding region runs from base 680 to 2647 and encodes 655 amino acids.
GGUCCACUAUUUGCCAAAUUAAAUAUAUAUAUAAAUAGGCAGCUGUAGUUAGUUUGGAUAAGUGUGAGUGUGUCGAUUGUGCUUAGUCACGGAUUCAAUUUCAUGAGACGCCAAAAGCUAGCAGCCAUCCAUCGGUCAAAGCGAGGGCAAAAACAAAGCAGCGGCGGCAGCAGCAGCGCUCAGUUCCGGACGCAGUAAAAGUUCUUUGUCUGCGCGAAGCAGCGACGCCUACCGCGACGGCCUGGGUACGUGCGUCGCUGUAAAAUUUGCAGUUGUUUGUUGACAGCGAACGGGCGACGAUUCGACGUUGACAGCGACGGCGGCGUCAACGGCGGCAGCGCACUGUUAUAGUUGGAGUUGGUGUGCGAAUGUGUAUGUGUGAAUAUGUAAGUGUGCGAGACGAGAAAUGCAAGUGCAACUAAACAAAGCAACUGCUUACCACGCGCCAUAACAACAACAGAAGCUGAACAGUCAGUCAAACUAAGCGCUGCAACGCGGACGUGCGCGUCGCCAGUAAACAAAAGAAAGCUGGCCAAGCUGCUGCUGCUGCUGCUGCUGCUGCAACUGCAACAGGCAACAAUACAAAGGACGAAGAAAACGCAACAGAGGCAGUUAACAAACCGUUAAAGGGCAUUUGAUUACGAGAGAAAAUCAAACAAAUCAAAAUAAAUAAACAAAAAUGUCAUCUGUGAAUGUGAACCAAAAAGAGAGUCCCAGCCGCGACUCGACGGCCUCAACAUCGGGACACAUAUCAAUGAUGGCCGAGAAUACGCUGGAGUCCCUGUCCAGAGACUACAGCCUGGUCAGUCUCAAUUCGGCUGGCAGCCAGGACGAGUUCUUUCGCUGUCGCGAUCAUGCGGACAGCGUUCUGAAGCGCAUGCAGUUGUAUGUGGACAGCCAGCAGCUGUGCGAUGUGGUGCUCAUCGCUGGCAUUGAUGGCAAGCGCGUGCCCGCUCACCGCUUGGUGCUAUCCGCUUCGAGUGCAUAUUUCUCAGCAAUGUUUACGGGUUCGCUGCGCGAGACCAAGGAGCACGAGGUUACCCUGGGCGAGGUGCACGGCGAUGCGCUGCAGCUGCUGGUGCAGUAUUGCUAUACAGGAUUCAUUGAGUUGCGCGAGGACACUGUGGAAACUCUGCUGGCCACCGCCUGUCUGUUGCAGCUGAACUCUGUGGUGACGGCCUGUUGCAAUUUCCUGGCACGCCAGCUGCAUCCAUCCAAUUGUCUGGGCUUUGCAUUCUUUGCCGAGCAACAGAGCUGCACGGCGCUGCUGCGGCUGGCGCAGGCCUACACCUGCCAAUACUUUAUGCAGGUGUGCCAGAAUCAGGAGUUCUUUCAGCUAAACGCCGAUCAGCUGGGCAAGCUGCUGUGCAGCGAUGAUCUCAAUGUGCCAUCCGAGCAGGAUGUUUUCCACAGUCUGAUGUCUUGGGUGCGCCAUGAUGCGCCCAAUCGGGAGCAACACAUUGCCGAGCUGCUGGCGCUGGUACGUCUGCCCCUGCUACAGCCGGCAUUCAUAAUGGACAAUGUGGAGAGCGUGUGCAGCGCCAAUGAGUGCCAACAGCUUGUGAUGGAGGCCUUCAAAUGGCAUCUUAUGCCUGAGCGGCGUUCGCGCAUUGCCACCGAACGCACCACGCCGCGAAAAUCGACCGUCGGUCGACUGCUCGCUGUCGGCGGCAUGGAUGCCCACAAGGGCGCCAUCACCAUUGAGAGCUACUGUCCGCGCCUGGACAAGUGGACGCCUUGGAAGCAUAUGACUGGCCGGCGAUUGCAGUUUGGCGCCGCUGUCAUGGAGGAUAAACUGAUUUUGGUGGGCGGACGCGAUGGACUCAAGACCCUAAAUACCGUGGAGAGCCUGGACUUGAAUACGAUGGCCUGGGUGCUACUAAAUCCCAUGGCAACACCCCGUCAUGGUCUUGGCGUGGCAGUGCUGGAGGGUCCGCUGUAUGCGGUCGGUGGGCACGAUGGCUGGAGCUACCUGAAUACGGUUGAACGCUGGGAUCCUCUUGCGCGCACCUGGAGCUAUGUGGCGCCCAUGUCCUCGAUGCGUUCGACGGCCGGUGUUGCGGUGCUGGGCGGUCGUCUAUAUGCGGUGGGCGGACGUGACGGCUCCGUCUGUCAUCGCUCCAUCGAAUGCUACGAUCCGCACACGAAUAAAUGGAGCCUCCUCGCACCAAUGAAUCGACGCCGCGGUGGCGUUGGCGUGGCUGUUGCAAAUGGUUUUCUCUAUGCCUUGGGCGGCCACGACUGUCCGGCCAGCAAUCCCAUGGUGUGUCGCACCGAGACCGUUGAGCGUUAUGAUCCUGUCACCGAUACCUGGACACUGAUUUGCUCGCUGGCUUUGGGUCGCGAUGCGAUUGGCUGUGCUCUGCUCGGGGAUCGUUUAAUUGUCGUCGGCGGCUACGAUGGCAACACUGCGCUCAAAAGUGUCGAGGAAUAUGAUCCGGUUCGCAAUGGCUGGAAUGAUUUGUCGCCCAUGUCGUUUCCGCGUGCCGGCGCCUGUGUCGUUGCCAUACCGAAUGUUAUACCGCCAGCAGCUCCACAGCCGCCGGCCAGUGCUACAAAAAAGAAGAAGUGGAAGCCAGUCAGAUUGGAUCCAAUCUGCUAUAGGCGUCGUAGAUCCGUCGAAUUUGUCGACUACUAUCAUAUGUAAUUACGAUAAAAACAAAACUAUAAAUAUUUAAGAAAAACAAUAGUAAGAUCAAGCAAAAAACCAACACAAAUGGUUACUUUUAAAUAAUACGUAUUAAUUUAUACAAUCAUAUAUUUAUAUUUUUACACAAUCAAAACAAACAUACACUACGCAUAAAUGUAUACACUGAAUAUGU